AUGAUGUUUUUGUUUUGGUCUGUCUGUUUCCUAAAGGAACCUGUUGCUGGUUACCGAAGUGUUUUGGGAACUUUUAUUUCUGCAUUUAUUGCAUCUUACGAGAUCAGUCUUCAGCUGGAAGACAGUACUCUUAAUUUGAUAUUGGAUAUUCUUUGCAAAGUUUAUCAGGGAGAGGAGUCGCUUUGCAUUCAGUUUUGGGACAGAGAAAGUUUUAUUGAUGGUCCUCUCCGAUGUCUUCUUUGCAACUUAGAGGGUGAAUUCCCCUUCAGGACGGUUGAACUAAUUCGCCUUUUAUCAUCCCUAUCUGAAGGAACUUGGCCAGCAGAGUGUGUGUAUAGCUUUCUAGACAAGUCAGUGGACAUUUCAACCUUGUUUGAGUUUAUUAAUGAUUCCUUGGUGGAUCCCACGUCCCAAAUUGUUCAAACGUGCAUCCCACUUCGCAUUCCUGGUCUUGAAGGUUUGAUGAUUCCCAUUAACAGUCGUGGACAUAUUUUGAAAUUAGUUGGGAAAAAAACUGCUCUUGUACGAUGGGAGGAUACACAUUUUGGGGUGCUUGUGUUGCUUAUGCGUGUAGCCCAGAAGCUGUACAUAGAUGGCAAUGAGGAAGUUUGCUUACUCUUGAUCUGCUUAAUCGAAUGGUAUCCUUUAACGAGGUCAAUAGAUACUUUGUUCAGUUGUUGGAUGGAGUUUUGUUAAAGUUGGAGCACAAAAUGAAUGAAGAUUUUUGAAACUUCUAACUUAUGGAAAAUUUGACGACUAGUCACAUUCCCUCUAAUAGCUAGCUAGCUUUUGGUUCUUUCGCUUUCUAGAAUUGCUCCGAACGUCAUAUAUUGUGAACAAAUAGUUGGCAAGUAGAAAACCGUAGUAUAGAUUGAUUACUUUCCUUAUUGUAUGGAUUAGUGAAUUAUAUAG
Morus notabilis is the source of this 912-nucleotide messenger RNA. RefSeq lists its product as uncharacterized. Lineage: Eukaryota; Viridiplantae; Streptophyta; Magnoliopsida; Rosales; Moraceae. The transcript has 6 exons. Gene Ontology annotation, cellular component: nuclear pore inner ring. The record is from RefSeq and is a predicted model, not a curated record. Gene Ontology annotation, biological process: RNA export from nucleus; protein import into nucleus. Gene Ontology annotation, molecular function: structural constituent of nuclear pore. Bases 1 to 696 code for a protein of 231 amino acids.